CCUGGCAGCGGCAUUGGCAUACACACCUCACAAUCCGGCCGGCAGCAAAGCCAUGCAAGAAAGGCUGCCGCUUCGCGAAAAAUGCGAACAUCGGCCAUGCAAGAAAGGUUGCCACCCUCUCCCCCCUCCUAUGUUUUUCGCGUUGCGAUGCCGUAUCCUUCUCUGUUCGUGGUGCUUUGCUCUUCCCUAGCUCGCUUCUGUUCGCAUGGGCAGAAGUUUUUUGCUGUGAUGCAGUUAGAGAAGUGAGGAUGACAGAUUUAUUCUGAAGGAGCCAGCCGGAGCACCGACUGCCUCGUCCCCGGGCGUCCAGGAGACGCCGAGGUUGAAUCUUGGCCGGCGGCGUGCGGCGUACGGCCGAAGAGUUCUCCCGAAAGAAGUUUUUUGCUGUGAGGCAGUUAGAGAAGUGAGGAUGACAGAUUUAUUUAGUGGGAUACAAGCUGCUAUGGUGAUUAAUCAUGUAGAAAAGAGUGACCAAUCCCCUGAAGAUUCGGUUAGCGACGAGGAUGGUUCAGGUGGUUCCACUGGAUUACCAGGGACACCAUGUUUUACUUCCAGGCUUUCAUUGCUCAAAGUUGGUUCGGUUGUUGCCAAGUUCAGUGAUUUCAAGCGGCAGCUAGUUAUGGAGACUGGUUUUGGGGGGUUUCUAGAGGUGAAGGCAUGGCAGAAGAUUAAUCUGAAGUAUAGCGCUUUUUUAAUGGACCGAGUGCAUGUAGAAUCCAGCACAAUCCACCUUGAGGAACAGGGCGUGCUUGAACUGUCCGAACAGAAGCUUAAUUAUGUUUUUGGCAUCCCCUCCGGUGAAUUUGAUAUAAACGGCGAAGGUGUCGAGCCAUCAGAAGCCUGCAUCGAGUACACCCGAAUGGCAGCAACAUUCAGCGACAAAGGCACACAUAGCCUAAAAGCAGCUGAAAAUGUUUUGCUUGGAGCUAUAUCAGAAGCGUCCUCCCAAGUACAGCAGGACUGUUUCAAGAUUGCAUUUGUUAUUUUUAUAAUCGGUCAUGUGCUGGCUCCCACCUCCAAACAUGAUUAUAUUUCCAUAGAUUGCUGGGUUGCACUGAAUGACAUUAGCAAGAUCAAGAGUUAGAACUGGGGAGGGUAUGUACUGACAUUAGCAAGAUCAAGAGUCAGAAAGUUCAAGACAGAUGUUUCAAAGAGAAACCCAACCAUCCACAUAGUUGGUUGUCACUUGUUUCUGCAGGUUUUUGUUCUCGAUUGUCUCGACCUUGGUAUACUAAACAAGCCACGAGAAAUAACCCCACGCAUAGGUUUGUAUGAUUAUGAUUCAAUGAGGAAGAUGGUUGAGAAGAUUGCAGUGAACAUAUCUCCUGGGGAGAUUUCCUACCACGGGGGAGCGGUUCGGCCCGAGCUCUUUUUUAGCAAGCCGAUUGAACUCCGUGCGAAAGAUACAUGCUCCCUAAAUCCCCCCAAACAAGCAACAGCCCCUAAAAGAGCAAGCAUACCAUCCACACCAAUGCUACGGUGUAAUUACACAAGGACUGGCCCACAAGAUUUUUCAAAUUACAUCCGCACAAAAUACCCGAGCAUAUCAGCAGAGAAGCUGGGUAUUCUUCUUCGCGAGCAGAAUGCACGUGGUAUCGCUAAUAUAAUAGAAAUGCGCCAAGCAUUCCAGACAAACAUGUUCACUCUCACAGACAAGCUUAUGGCCUGUCUAGCAGCAAGUUGUACCUGCUGCAAGGCAUUCGGCCGCAAAUCUUGCAUUUUGAAUGGUGAAGGCACAACCAACUGUCAACCACAUCCUACAACAUCAACAGACCAAAACCAAUUCAGCACUCCUUUAGUAAGCAAGGUUGGGCCAUGCUUGCCUGCACCAGGCCACCAUGAAGGAGCCAUGUCAGCUACCAGCACAGCAUCUAGAAAAAGGGAAGGAAGUAUAUCAUCUAGUGUGCACUCUGGGUUAGCAAAGAAGCAAUGCUCACGCGAUGAGAUUGACAAGCAAACCCAGAUGGCCAUAGCACAGGAUUCGUCGGUUAUGGAGAUUGCUAGCACGAUUGCCAGUAUGUAUGAUGAUCUAACGGCCAUUCUUGUAACAUAUUAUGCUGAGAUCCGGCCAUCUCCUGAGUGCAUCUUGUUUGGAUCAACUACGGAAGGCGCACCUUUGCAAAUUGACCUUCCUAAAUGCAAUUUCGGCAGAGACCCAUGGGUUGUUGGUACAGUAAAUGCACCACCACCCGAGAACAAUCUCGGAGCUAUAAGAGACUGGAUGGCAGCAGCUUCUACCUUAAAUCUUCAGAGGCAAGCAUAACCACUCAGCAAACAU
Triticum aestivum (bread wheat) is the source of this 2278-nucleotide messenger RNA. RefSeq lists its product as uncharacterized. The coding region runs from base 1286 to 2263 and encodes 325 amino acids. The transcript has 6 exons. The record is from RefSeq and is a predicted model, not a curated record. Lineage: Eukaryota; Viridiplantae; Streptophyta; Magnoliopsida; Poales; Poaceae.